This is a messenger RNA of Trichoderma citrinoviride, 1797 nucleotides long. RefSeq lists its product as hypothetical. NCBI's taxonomy places the organism in Eukaryota, Fungi, Ascomycota, Sordariomycetes, Hypocreales, Hypocreaceae. The coding region runs from base 1 to 1797 and encodes 598 amino acids. The transcript has 4 exons. The record is from RefSeq and is a predicted model, not a curated record.
AUGGCCGCCUCCGACGCCGGCAUCUGGAAACUCCGCUGGGAGACGGCCGUUGCUGAGGGCGCGGGAUACCUGCUGGCUGCCAUCGUCUGCCUGGCCAGCGAGCUGCUGAUCUGGGGCCUGAGCAGGACGCUGGCCACCGCGAGACUCGAGUUCUUCUCGACCAUUGUCGGCAUGGCGCUGGUUUUUGCCCUGAGCACCGCCUGCUGGGUGGUGUGGAAGAGGAGGAUGGACGACUUCUACCGGAGGUGGCUCAAAGCAAGGGUCGACUUCAUCAAUGCUCACCUCGGGGCGGGCUUCGCCAUCCCCAUGAUCAUGCUAGACCAGGAUGAGAUGCUCAACGGCGGGGAGAUUGGGCGGGUAAUUGGCUCAUUCAUUGCGACCAAUAUUGUCUCUUGGGUGGCAGUAUUCCUCCUCUCCGUGGCGACUAUAGGUGGAGUCACGAAACUAACCUCGCAGUCGCCCCCAAAGCAAGGCUCCGUCAGCUCGGAGAAGGGCAUUGCGCCCUCGUCGUCUGAUGAUGGCUCUAGUUCGGCCGAAUUUGAGGACGAUGCUCAAGCACAACAAGCGACAGGCAGUCAGGAUGGCCUCUUGCUUGCGACUUCCAGGAUUUUGGACACUGAAAAGCAACUCGAAAGCACCGCCCCAGUCCAGGGACUUUCAAAUACCAGCGAACAGGCUGAAACUUCUUGCACCUACGUCGACGAGUCUUCAACAUGGAGCUUCUUCUCGCGACACUUUCCGAUUCUGCUAUCGCUAGCGCUCAUAUUCACCGUCGGUAUACCCCUUACCAUCACCAUGCACGAGGAGCGUCUUUUCGAUGGCUUCACCCUGUGGUUCAUGUGGAUAUCCUCGGUCCGAGCCCAGAGGGCCUUCAAGCACUCUCAGAUAUGCACCUUUUCAGCCCCCCUGAAGCGAGGUCUAGCAACGUUGAUGAAUCCGGUCCUACUAACCACGCUGCUCAUGACGGGAUACACACGAGCCAAGGCUUCUGUUCUAGGGCCUGGUGGACUCGCCAGGACGCUGCAAAGGUUCAGCGGAGGCACACCUCUCUACGCACUCUGGACGGCUGCCGUCAGCGGCAAUCAAGUACCCUCGAACCCCACCAGUUGGUUUGGCGCUGGUGAUGCUGCCCUCUCCAUACUCGAAUGCGGCAUCCUCGUAUGGGGGUUCAAGCUAUCAGAAUGCCGCCGCCAAAUCUUCAGCCUGACCGGCCUGUUCGCCAUCCUUCUCUGCACCGCAGCCGCCGCGGCAAAUGUCUUUCUUUCAGUGCUCGCCAGCCGCGCCAUGGGCUUGCACAUUACCGAGGCGCUCAGCUUCGCCGCCCGCAGCACAACUCUUGCCCUAGCGAAGCCCGCCACGGAGGCCAUUGGGGGAAACAGCCCCGUGAACGCGAUGCUCGUGGUGAGUAACGGCAUACUGGGACAGCUUGUGUACCCCUUUAUCCUGGACAAACUGGGUGUGAGCAAGGGCGACAACGAGGACGACAGGGACGAUGAGACAGGCAUUGCAGAAAGUCAGCAGACGGUAACAACAAACGCAUCUAUGUUCAUCGAAGCACCUUCAAGUAGCAACAGCCACUCCAGCUCCACCUCCACCACUGACAGCCCCGUCACCGUCGCCGCGGGCAUCGCCAUCGGCAUCAACGGCGCCGCGAUGGGCGUCUCAUACCUCUACGAAACGCGAAGCCGGGCAGCGCCCUACGCAGCGCUCUCCAUGGUGGUCUUUGGAGUCAUGACGGUGGUGUUUACGACAGUGGAGCCGUUCAAGGGGACGCUCAUCAGCCUAGCAAGUCGAUGA